AUGGACAAGGAUAUUGAGAUCAGAAAAGAACCCGCGGGCCUCAUUGCCACCGCAUCUAUUGACGACAUAAACGCCGAGGCACGAGCAGCUACAGAUCAAGAACAUGGGCAUUCCUUCUGGGAGGCAGCCAGGCUGUAUCCUGCCGCUGUAGGAUGGUCUCUCUUCUUUUCGCUGGGUGUCAUCAUGUGUGCCUUUGAUCCUCAACUGCUGGGCCAGCUCUAUGCGACUCCGGCUUUUCAGCGUGACUUCGGUUAUCUCUACGAUGGAAGCUACAUUGUCUCAGCUCCCUGGCAGACUGGCCUGAGUAUGGGCUCACCCAUUGGGCAAGUAGUAGGAGCAUUCUUUGCGGCCUAUCCAAUGGAGGCCUUCGGGCGCAAAAAGACCUUUGGAGCAUGUGUCAUCCUCACCACCGGUUUCGUCUUUAUCCAGUUCUUUGCGAGAUCGCUUCCCGUCCUGCUCGCGGGUGAAUUGCUCGGAGGAUUAGUCUUGGGAAGCUAUGCCGUGAUUGCGCCCGCGUACGCAUCAGAGGUGUGUCCUUUGGCUCUCAGAGGUGUUUUGACUUCCUGCACGAACAUUUGCUUCGUGACAGGCCAGUUGAUUGCAAAUGGGGUCAUUGCUGGAACACACGUUCUCGACAGUCAUUGGGCUUACAGUGCGCCUUUUGCGAUUCAAUGGCUAUGGCCGUUGGUUAUUCUGAUCGGUUUGCCAUUUGCCCCUGAAAGCCCAUGGUGGUUACAACGACAAGGCCGGUUUGAGGAUGCUGAGAAGGCUCUGAAGCGACUGGCCUCACCAAAGGUCGACGUCCGACCUACACUGGCCAUGAUCAUCGAGACGGACCGAUUAGAACGAGAGAUUGAGGCGGGUUCCACUUACCGGGAUUGUUUCAAAAAGAUCAACAUCCGCAGAACAGAGAUUGCCGUCGGUGUUUAUACCAUCCAAGUCCUCUCUGGUAUCUACCUUGUCGGCUAUGCCACUUACUUCUUCACACUUGCUGGCCUACCGUCCGACCAAGCGUUCAAUAUGGGCGUUGGCUUCCUUGCCAUCGGCUUUGUGGGCACGUGUCUCUCGUGGAUAUUGCUGAUCUACUUCGGUCGUCGAAGAAUCUACAACACUGGCUUGGCUCUGCUGGCAGUGCUCCAAGUAAUCAUCGGAAUCCUUGACUGCGCGCCAAACUACGACAACAGACCUUCCAUUUCCUGGGCCCAGAGCGUCCUGAUGCUGAUCUGGAACUUCAUCUACGAUUUGUCCAUCGGCCCCGUGUGCUUCGUCCUCCUCUGCGAAGUAUCGGCCACCCGAGUCCGCGGGAAGACCAUCGCGAUCGCCACCGCCGUCCAAGCCACCGCCGGUAUCGUCAUGACCGUUGCCAUUCCCUACAUGAUCAACCCCGAUCAAGCCAACAUGCGGGGAAAACUCGGUUUCUUCUUUGGCGGACUGGCGGCGCUGUGUCUGACGUGGUCGUACUUCCGAGUCCCUGAAUUAAAGGGGAGAACUUUCCAGGAAGUGGACAUCAUGUUCGAGCGCAACAUCAAGACCAAGGACUUCAAGCAUUACGUGGUCACGGCUUGA
Molecule: messenger RNA, 1566 nt
Organism: Fonsecaea pedrosoi CBS 271.37
Lineage: Eukaryota; Fungi; Ascomycota; Eurotiomycetes; Chaetothyriales; Herpotrichiellaceae
Exons: 6
Coding region: 1-1566 (521 amino acids)
Biological process (GO): transmembrane transport; carbohydrate transport
Cellular component (GO): membrane
Molecular function (GO): carbohydrate:proton symporter activity
Source: RefSeq, a predicted model, not a curated record